Trypanosoma rangeli is the source of this 531-nucleotide messenger RNA. RefSeq lists its product as uncharacterized. The transcript has a single exon. NCBI's taxonomy places the organism in Eukaryota, Euglenozoa, Kinetoplastea, Trypanosomatida, Trypanosomatidae. The record is from RefSeq and is a predicted model, not a curated record. Bases 1 to 531 code for a protein of 176 amino acids.
AUGGAGAUGUUUGUCCUACAGAAGUUUUGUACUCGGGUCCUCUCUUGGGCCGGGACGGUGGUAAUGUGCGCCUCUGAAGGUGGUGCGGCCCUUGCUGGCCGCGGAGCCGGUGGCGAGAACGCCAACAUAAGGGUAUUCUGUCUUGGUGGUGGUGAAGUACGUGUGUGUCUGUUUCUGGGCCUCCUUCUCCAGGGAAUUGGGCCGAAUUCAUCAGUUGAUGAUGCAUUAUUUUCGCAUGCGCGAGUUAGGACUUUGGGUUGCUUCCGAAACACUGUCGCCGUCGUCUGUACCCAUUCACGUCUGCCAACCUACAACCAGCUGAAGGGGAAAAACAACAACAUCUUCACUAAACACCCCACCACCAGACCACAAACUCCCCACUUUUCGACAGAGACGUGGAUUGGUUGUUUCUCCGUCCAGAAUCGCCCGACUUCUAUGAAUUUAUCACUCCCGCAUCCGCGUGAACAACAGCAGGCGUCCGCAGGGGAGGUGCGAUCGCACCUCCUGCAGGAUGAGGGAUAUGGCGGCUGA